UCUCGCCGACGCACAAUGUCAAAGACAGUAAAGUCACCAUAGAGCGACUGAGAUGUUUGUUUUUACUUAAUAUCACCUCUUUUUUUGUAAAAGUCAGACUGACGCAGCUCUAUUGGGUACGUGGUGUAUUGUUAUUUUUUAUAGAUCAUUUGUGUUUAACGUGGAGGUUCUUUGUGUGGUGGAACCCACGCGACGCGAUGCGCCUCACGCUGCGGAUGCUAAUCUCCCACGGCCGGGUGGCCAGGAGGAUGGGCCUGGGCCCGUCCCGCAUCAACAUGCUCCGGAACAUCCUGACUGGACUGGUCCGACACGAGAGGAUAGAAACCACGAAGGUCAGAGCCGAUGAAGUCCGAUUCUACGCCGAGAAGCUGAUCGACUAUGCCAAGAAAGGAGACACAGAUGAGAAGGCGAUGAAAAUGGCCAGUUUUUGGCUCACGGAAAAGGAUCUCGUCCCGAAGCUCUUUAAAGUCCUCGCUCCGCGUUUUGAAAACCAUUCAACUGGCUACACGCGGAUGGCUCGGAUCCCCAACAGAGAGAACCUGGACAGAGCCCAGAUGGCUGUGUUGGAGUACAAAGGCAACCCGUUUCCACCUCUUUAUCCUGUGAAGAAGGAAAAUGAACUGACUCUCAUCAACCAGCUCCUCAAAGGCUACAGAGAGGAAAGGGCGAGGGCAAAACUGUUGGCUACUGAAGCCUAAAUACUUCCAUGUUUUUGUUUUCUCAGGUUGUAGAAAGAGCCUCAUUACAUCUUCACAUGUCCAGUUUUAAAACUCCAAUGUGAUCUGAAAACAAGAACUGAUCUGUAAAAUAAUAAUUCUGAUUGUGAUAAUAAAGUUUAAUUUUCCAAACUAAA
This is a messenger RNA of Poeciliopsis prolifica (blackstripe livebearer), 853 nucleotides long. RefSeq names its product 39S ribosomal protein L17, mitochondrial-like. The record is from RefSeq and is a predicted model, not a curated record. Gene Ontology annotation, biological process: translation. Lineage: Eukaryota; Metazoa; Chordata; Actinopteri; Cyprinodontiformes; Poeciliidae. Gene Ontology annotation, molecular function: structural constituent of ribosome. Gene Ontology annotation, cellular component: ribosome; mitochondrial large ribosomal subunit.